Candida tropicalis MYA-3404 is the source of this 1227-nucleotide messenger RNA. RefSeq names its product putative acyltransferase. Gene Ontology annotation, cellular component: endomembrane system. The record is from RefSeq and is a predicted model, not a curated record. Bases 1 to 1227 code for a protein of 408 amino acids. Gene Ontology annotation, molecular function: acyltransferase activity. The transcript has a single exon. NCBI's taxonomy places the organism in Eukaryota, Fungi, Ascomycota, Pichiomycetes, Serinales, Debaryomycetaceae.
AUGAGUUCCAGACAUUCAUUGCCCGUGAGCAUAAUUAGAACAGCAUUCAUAAUCCCAAUAUUCAUUCUUGGGUGUUUAUGUACAGUAUUUACCCAAUGGUUGGCAUUAUUAGUUCUCCACAAUAAAUCAGAUACCAUUCAAGCAAUUAUUAAUAUUACUAAAAAUCAUUUUGUUAUAUUGUUAUCAUUUAUUACUCAAAUUGUCAAUCCAUCAAAGAUUGAAAUCACAAUUGAUACUACAACUGUACCAGAUGCUCAACAAUUCAAAGUUGAUGAAUCCGGUAAUUUGCACACCAUGUUCCAGCCAAAUUCGAUUCUUAUUUCCAACCACCAGAUUUAUACAGAUUGGUUGUAUUUAUGGUUCUUGACAUAUACUUCGAAAUUGAGUGAUUCUGUUUUCAUUAUUUUGAAGGAUUUAUCUAAGAUUCCAGUAUUGGGAUAUGGUAUGAAGAACUACAAUUUCAUGUUCUUAAGCAGGAAAUGGGAAAAGGAUAAGAUUGUAUUAACAAAUCAGUUAUUGGAAAUUGAUGCCAAUGCUAGAGGAAUGGGACCUGCCAAUGGAGUAAAAUUGGUAAGUACAACAGAUAAAACAUUUACAAAAUGGCCACAAGGUAAGAACUCUGAUAAGAUCUGGCCUUAUGAAUUGAUUUUAUUUCCCGAAGGAACCGUACCAUCCGAUAGAACUACAAAGAAGUCCGCUGAGUAUACUUCUUCUAAAGGUUUACCACCAUUGAAACAUGUUUUAUUGCCUCGUGUAAGAGGCUUGUUCCUUGCAUUGAAAAAGUUACGAAGCACCGUUGAAGUCGUGUACGAUAUAACCACUGUCUAUGGAGGUUUGACUGAAGAUCAAUAUGGAGAAAUUGAAUACUCUUUGAAACGUUUCUAUUUGAGAGGUUAUGGUCCUCCAAAGAUCAAUUAUCACAUUAGGGGUUGGAGAUUGAAAGAUAUUCCAUUAGGUGAAGACGUAGACGAUAUUGAUGAUAUCCCAGAGGAAGAUUUGAAAAAGUUUGAGAAUUGGCUAUUGGGUAUUUGGUACGAUAAGGAUAAGCUUAUGCAAAAUUUCUAUACUCAUGGUAAAUGGCCUGAAACAAAAUAUGAAACAAAGUCUAUUAUUGGUGAUUUUAAGUUAAGAAAUCAAUUAGAAAUUUUUACCCCUUAUUUGGUUGCCUUUUCUGCAGUUUUGUUACUAAGAAUUGCUUAUAUUUUUAUUAAAAGUAUUUUCGUAUAG